Rodentolepis nana is the source of this 228-nucleotide messenger RNA. Lineage: Eukaryota; Metazoa; Platyhelminthes; Cestoda; Cyclophyllidea; Hymenolepididae. The record is from the annotation of a GenBank genome assembly.
AUGUUUUGCCUCAAAUAUGUUCGCGCGAUUCAAGCUAUUGCUCCAUAUCAUGAGUCGGCACGGUUUGCAUUACUUGCUUGUCGUCGACUGAGGAGAGAAUGGACUGACAAUGAACUCAACAAGGGCAUAGGGCCUGAGGUGUUGGAAUCUUUGCAGUAUUUGAUAAAAGUCAAGGCAGCGCUUCCAAUGGAUCUGCGGAAAACUGGCGAGCAAAGUUACAUCCAGUGA